Molecule: messenger RNA, 2023 nt
Organism: Dendroctonus ponderosae (mountain pine beetle)
Lineage: Eukaryota; Metazoa; Arthropoda; Insecta; Coleoptera; Curculionidae
Product: tektin-3
Exons: 12
Coding region: 405-1937 (510 amino acids)
Biological process (GO): cilium movement involved in cell motility; cilium assembly
Cellular component (GO): microtubule cytoskeleton; nucleus
Source: RefSeq, a predicted model, not a curated record
UCACCGGGGACGGUUUCUAGGCAACAAAGGUUGUUGAUUUCCUCGAAAGUGGAGAAGUACUGAUUUUGUGCGGAAAAUAUUCCUUGUGAUUUGGAUGACUUACUACUGGAGACUGACCGGAGCCCGAUUGGUGGACUUGUUCAUCAAGGACGCCUAAAACUCUUGGCUGCGAUGGACCGCAAAUGUCGAAUACGGCAAUCGAACAAACAAAAUUUAUUCGAAAUUACUGAAGAGCAAUCAAUAUUAGCGCAGGAAUAUAUGGGUCAACAACCCUGGCACUGAAUGAUACUAUGGCCGGAUUCAUGUGGUUGCAAGUACAACGAUGAGAACCUCAAGAGAGCGCCUAUAACUAGCCAGCUCAGAAACUAUUUUCUGAAGAUUUUUGUGACAGAAUUAAUAUAACUAUGAUCUUUGGCCAUGAGAAGGAGCGAAGGAGCAGAUACAACCGACAACUCCAACCAUGGAGCACCGUGGCAGCGACCCCGUGCAUGGAGCAAGUCGCCGGGCCGCCAAUGCCGACCAGAACCGGGCAAUAUUACCAAACCCCUAGGCCCCACCCCUGGAGGCCCACGUUGGGCUAUGAGAAUGUCGAAGUGACUCCCUUGCCUAGUCAGCAUGCUACCAACUCUUUGGUCGAUCCAUGCUAUACUCCGUAUGGGAUGGCUACGGAGCCUCUAAAGUUCCCCAAUUUAGUGACGGGGUUUGAGAGGAACCCGGCUCAUGCGGCUCGAGCUGCCUUAUACACGCGGUACACGCCGCUGGAAUGGACCCAGAGUAACUUGCGGCACUACAAUGAAGCUGACACCAAUCGGAACUACUCAGAGCGCCUCAGGGGAGAUUUUAUUAGAGUCAUGAGGGAAACUGAUGAGAAAACUGCACAAGGUCAGAGGGAGUCGGGACGCAGAUUGGGCGAACGAAUUACAGAUACAACGUUUUGGCGCAACGAAGCCCGCACUGAGUUGGAGCGGCUUCUGACUGAAACCAGCUUGCUUCAAGACGCCAAACGCAACAUCGAUAAGGCCAUCAAUGAUAUAGAGGCUCCUCUGCAUAUCGCACAGGAAUGUCUCUAUCACAGAGAGAAGAGAACCGGAGUUGAAUUGGUGCAUGACAGUCCCGAGCAAUGCCUGCUGAAGGAAAUUGAAACCUAUCGCAACGCUCAAGCCAAGUUGAAGUGUUUAGCUUCAAAGGUUGGGGAUCAGUUGCGCAAUAAUAGAGCGGCUCAGCAUGAGUUAGAAACCGACGUCACUAGUAAGGAAGGGGCUUUGGGUAUAGACAACAUCUGCCACCAGCUGAACAACUUCUCGAAAGGCAUCAACUACUACGGGGGGAUUGAGAAGUUCGAUCCAACGGUGAGCACCACGCAUACGUGGGCGGAGCACAGUAACCGCAUAGUUCAAAAGUCUCAGUCUGAGCGCGGCCAUUCGUCUCAGAUGCGCUCCGACAUAGACAAUCUGAUCAACACCUGUGCUCAAGAGGUGUGGGAUGCCUGGAGUAACACAAACAACGCACUGGCUCGCAGAGCUGCGGAGUCUUUGGAAACCAAGAGCAAACUGCAAAACCACCUACACAAGGUGCAGCAAGAGCUGUUCGACUUGGAGAAGAACAUUGAACUACUAAAGAAGGGCAUUAUAGAUAAGAGCGCACCAAUGAAAGUGGCCCAAACUAGAUUGGAGGCGCGCACCCACAGGAAGAACAUCGAGCUAUGCAGAGACACCGCCCAGGACAAGUUGGUGAACGAGGUGCGCGACCUCCAAGACAAUAUAGAGUACUUGCAUAAAAAGCUGCAAGAAGCUGAGGCUCAGCAUCAGCAGUUGCUCAAAACCAGAGCGAGCCUGGAGGAGGAUCUUCACAACAAGUGCAAUUCUCUGUUUAUUGACAGAGAAAAGUGCAUGGGGUUACGCAGAUCGUUCCCCAUCACGGCCACCAUCAAAUACUAGCUGAGGACUGCGGGUCUUAAUCAAAUUAUAGUGUAUUUUCUGAUUUUUGUUCGGAAAACUGAUAAAGAAUAGAAGAUUAAAAACAA